UCUAUCCUUUUACUGUGAGGGCUUGGUGCCCGAAAACAACCAUGGAGUGGAAAAUACUUCCCAUUUACUUGUUGCUGCUGCUUUCUAUUUUCUCCAUUCAGGAAGUUUCUUCUCAAGAUUUAUCAAGCUGUGCAGGGAGAUGUGGGGAAGGGUAUUCUAGAGAUGCCACCUGCAACUGUGAUUUUAACUGCCAAUACUACAUGGAGUGCUGCCCUGAUUUCAAGAAAGUCUGCACCUCGGAGCUUUCCUGUAAAGGUCGCUGCUUCGAGUCCUUUUCAAGAGGAAGGGAGUGUGACUGUGACGCGGACUGUAAGAAGUACGGCAAGUGCUGUUCCGAUUAUGAGAGUUUCUGUGAAGAAGUGCAUAAUCCCACAUCACCACCAUCUUCAAAGACUUCGCCUCCGCCUCCAGGAGCAUCUCAAACCAUCAAAUCAACAGCCAAACGUUCACCCAAAUCAAACAAGAAGAAGACUAAGAAAGUUAUAGAAUCAGAGGAAAUAAUAGAAGAACAUUCUGUUUCUGAAAAUCAAGAGUCUUCCUCCUCCUCUUCCUCUUCCUCUUCAACUAUUCGGAAAGUCAAGUCUUCCAAAAAUUCAGCUGCUAAUAGAGAAUUAAAGAAGAAACCCAAAGUAAAAGACAGCAAGAAGAAAAGAACUCCUAAAAAGAAACCUACUCCAGAACCACCAGUUAUAGAUGAAGCUGGAAGUGGACUGGACAAUGGUGAUUUCAUGCUCAUCCCAACUCCUAAGAUUCCUACCACCCAACGCAACAAAGUUACUACAUCUCCCAAGAUUACAACAGUAAAACCAAUAAAUCCUAAACCCAGUCUUCCACCUAAUUCUGAUACAUCCAAAGAGACAACUUCAACACCCAAUAAGGAGACAACAGUUGAAACUAAAGAGACAGAGAUAACAAAUAAAGAGACUUCAACUAGUGCAAAUGAGAAGACUACUUCAGCUAGAAAGAGUACAGAGAAAACAUCUGAUAAAGAUUUUGUACCCGCAUCUGAAGUUCCUGCUAAAUCUACACCCAAAGCUGAAACUACAACCAAAUCCCCUUCUCUCACCACCACCAAGGGGCCUGCUCCCACUACUACUAAGGGGCCUGCUCCCACUACCACCAAGAAGCCUACUUCCACCACCACCAAGGGGCCUGCACCCACCACCCCCGAGGAGCCCGCACCCACCACCCCNAAGGAGCCCGCUCCCACCACCCCUAAGGAGUCAGCUCCCACUACCUCCAAGAAGCCUGGACCCACUAGCCCUAAGGAGCCCAUACCCACCAUCCCUAAGGAGUCUGCAUCCACCACCCCUGAGGAGCCCGCACCCACCCCCCCUGAGGAGCCUGCUCUCACUACCCCCAAGAAACAGGCUCCCACCACCACCACGGAGCCUAUACUCACCACCCCUAAGGAGCCUGCACCUACCACCACGAAGGAACCUGCUCUGGCCACUUCCAAAAAGCCUCCGCCCAGCCCCACCCCCAAGGAGCCCGCUCCAACUUCUCCUGAGACACCUGCUCCAACCACCUCAGAGGCCUCUACUACAACUACCACCAUGAAGCCUCCCACUACUCCCAAGAAUCUUGCUGAAUCAACUCCUGAGUUUCCUGCAGAACCCACACCAAAGGCUCUUGAAAACAGUCCCAAGGAGCCGGCUGUACCUACGACCAAGGCUCCCGAAGUGACCAAACCUGAAGUAACUACAACAGCUAAAGACAAGGUAACAGGAAAAGACAUACAUACUAUACCUGAAAUUACAACCGCUGCACCUAAAAUUACAACAGAGACAGCAACUACAACAGAAGAAAAGACCACUGAAUCCAAAGUAACAAGUACAAUCAUGCAAGUAAUGUCUACAACUGAAGAUACUACGACAUCAUCCAAAAUUACUCCCAAAGCUACAACUCUUGCACCCAAAGUAAUGACUGCCACAAAAACAACUACAACCCAAGAAACUAUAAAUAAACUGGAAGAAACAACAGCUAUACCAAAAGAUACAGCUACUCAUUCUAAAGUGACAACUCCUAAACCUAAAAAGCCAACCAAAGCACCCAGAAAGCCCACUUCUACCAAAAAGCCCAAAACACCACGUAAGAGAAAACCAAAGACUACACCAAUUCCCCCAAAGAUAACUACACCAACAACGCCCAAAUCAAACCCUACCACUUUAGCGGAAGCCAUGCUCCAAACCACCACCAGCCCUAACCAAACUCCUAACUCAGCAAUGAUUGAAGUAAAUCCAAAGAAUGAAGAUACAGAUGCUGCUGAAGGAGAAAAACCUCUUGUGAUUCUCAGGCCCCAUGUGUUAACUCCUAUAGUUAUUCCAGGCCCUGAUUUCUUAGUGAGAGGACCCAAUCUGGGCAUUGGCAUCAACCCCAUGCUUUCAGAUGAGACUAAUUUAUGCAAUGGUAAACCAGUGGACGGACUGACCACUUUGCGCAACGGGACGUUGGUUGCAUUUCGAGGUCAUUAUUUCUGGAUGCUACGUCCAUUCAGCCCACCAUCUCCACCUCGCAGAAUUACUGAAGUUUGGGGUAUUCCCUCCCCCAUUGAUACUGUUUUCACCAGAUGCAACUGCGAAGGAAAAACUUUCUUCUUCAAGGAUUCUCAAUACUGGCGUUUCACCAAUGAUAUAAAAGAUGCAGGGUAUCCCAAACUAAUUUCAAAAGGAUUUGGAGGACUAAGUGGAAAAAUAGUGGCAGCUCUCUCAAUAGCCACAUACAAGAACAGACCUGAAUCUGUGUAUUUUUUCAAGAGAGGUGGCAGGACUCAGCAGUAUAUUUAUAAACAGGAACCCAUCAGAAAGUGCCCGGGAAGGCGGCCUGCUAUCCAUUAUUCGGUGUAUGGGGAAGCACCGCAGAUUCGGAGACGCCGCUUUGAACGGGCUACAGGACCUUCUCAAACACACACCAUCCGAAUUCACUAUUCACCCGUCAGAGUCUCUUAUCAAGACAAAGUGCCCUCCACAGAUUUCCUCCAUAAUGAAGUUAAAGUGAGUACGCUCUGGAGAGGACUUCCCGAUAUGGUUACUUCCGCUAUAUCACUGCCCAACCUCAGAAAACCCGAUGGCUACGAUUACUAUGCCUUUUCUAAGGAUCAAUACUAUAACAUCGAUGUGCCUAGUAGAACAGCAAGAGCAAUUACUACUCGCUCUGGGCAGACCUUAUCCAAAGUCUGGUACAACUGUCCUUAGACCGAUGGGCAAAGGAAGAGUCGACUAAUUAAAAGGAAGA
This is a messenger RNA of Equus quagga, 3234 nucleotides long. RefSeq names its product proteoglycan 4 (gene PRG4). Bases 42 to 3194 code for a protein of 1050 amino acids. NCBI's taxonomy places the organism in Eukaryota, Metazoa, Chordata, Mammalia, Perissodactyla, Equidae. The record is from RefSeq and is a predicted model, not a curated record. Gene Ontology annotation, molecular function: polysaccharide binding; scavenger receptor activity. The transcript is spliced from 14 exons. Gene Ontology annotation, biological process: immune response.